AUGGAUCUAUUCGGCUACAUGCGCAUCCACGAGAGCGGAAUUGACCACAAUUCCGACACGCCCAUCAUGCCCAGCACCACCCUCGCACCGUCCAUCCGCGCCACCACCAACGCCUCCUCUGUAGCUGAUUCUGACACCGCGGACUGCACAUGCCCACACUGUCCACGCACAUUCACCUCACGCAUCGGCCUGGUCGGUCACUUGCGAAUCCAUCGCACAGAGACCGGAGAACCAGUGCCUGGAGCACCAACCUACACCCACCAAGCUCGCCUCAACUGCCCACACUGUCCUCGCACUUUCAGUCCCCGCAUGGGCCUAUUCGGCCACGUGCGCAUCCACGACGACAUGCGGUAG
Spirometra erinaceieuropaei is the source of this 354-nucleotide messenger RNA. NCBI's taxonomy places the organism in Eukaryota, Metazoa, Platyhelminthes, Cestoda, Diphyllobothriidea, Diphyllobothriidae. The record is from the annotation of a GenBank genome assembly.